AAAUGAACCACUCUAAAAAGAAAAAAAACUGUACUUCAAACAAACUGGGCACUGCAUACACCUGAGGAUCUGAAGAACAAGGAACGCUUCACUAACUUGGCAGAAAAAAAUUAAGAUGAGCACUCAUUCGUACGUUCUCGUUUUAACCCUGUUUUUGGCCUUGUGCGCGGUAAAUGGACACGGAAAACUAUUGACAGGGACCUGUGUGAAGGCAAAGAUGGCCGCUUGUAAUAACGUCGUCAAAAAGGUUUUUAUGAAUGCGGCUGCAGAUACUCAAGAGUUACGAGUAUACUGCAAUGCUAUGAAGGCGCUCUUCUUGUGUGUUAAAAACCAACUUGGAGACACCCAAAACCCAUGUCGAUCCGACACACUGAGGAAGUACCAUUUUAUCGUGUUAGCGUAUCUUGGAAUGGACAAGAUUAUGGGCACGUGUACUCAAGAUGUCAGUGAAAUCAAAGCAAAAAUACUGGAUGACUUGGCUCCAGACUCAAUCGAGAUCGCCGAAGAUUUUGUCGAAGAAGCUUUUGAAGACAAUCCAAAAGUCUCAGAAUGUGCCAAGGCUGCCCACCACCAGUGUGUCAAAAUAUUCACCGGGCUGGAGAAACAAUCCGAUAACCUGUGUUUUGGAGUGAGAGACUUCAUUAGGUGCUACCAGGUGAAAAAGUGUGUCACUGACAAAAUCAGUGUAUCUUUCGCAAGGCUCAUCUCUAAAAUGAGUGACGAGUUGAUCAACGCAUUUGAAGCCAAUUCUAUGUGCGUGGUCGAGAAAGAGCUUUAGUAGUGAAAAUCGAUUGUAUUCCUGAACCAUUCCUAUAUAGUACAGUAGCCUUAAAGUAGUUUUUUAUUCAGGGCGCAUUAGCAUCAUUCCUGCAUGCAACGUGCAACGUGCAACACGCAACACGCAACACGCAACAUGCAACACGCAACACGCAACAAGACCUUCACCAACCUUUUUUGAAGCUUUGGCUUACAGAACAGAACGAAGGCUAGAAACAAAAAAACAAAAAAAAAACAAAAAAACAAAAAAAACAACAACUAUGCGUCCUGAAUAAAAAUAGUGUGUCAAUGCUGUCAAUAUAUUGUAUGAUCAUCAGGAAAUCAGUAAAAUAAAGAGUAUAGACAAAAGACAA
Molecule: messenger RNA, 1130 nt
Organism: Actinia tenebrosa (Australian red waratah sea anemone)
Lineage: Eukaryota; Metazoa; Cnidaria; Anthozoa; Actiniaria; Actiniidae
Source: RefSeq, a predicted model, not a curated record